Messenger RNA from Kluyveromyces lactis, 768 nucleotides. It is a transcript of the gene SRB5, whose product is annotated as Srb5p. Gene Ontology annotation, cellular component: mediator complex; core mediator complex. NCBI's taxonomy places the organism in Eukaryota, Fungi, Ascomycota, Saccharomycetes, Saccharomycetales, Saccharomycetaceae. The transcript has a single exon. The record is from RefSeq and is a predicted model, not a curated record. Gene Ontology annotation, molecular function: transcription coregulator activity. The coding region runs from base 1 to 768 and encodes 255 amino acids. Gene Ontology annotation, biological process: termination of RNA polymerase II transcription; regulation of transcription by RNA polymerase II.
AUGGUACAGCAACUAGCAUUAUUUUCCGCAAUUGAAGAUGAAUCUUACCCGUUAAGUGUCGAGACGUUAACAAUAUUAUCCAGUAAUAGACCGAGACUCUUUGCCAAUUUCAACAAGAUUUACAAGCCAAAUCCCUCUCUACAAAUCGAAAAAGUUAAUGCUAAAAACCAAUUGGUGGAACAAACUAGAGUUAAACUAAGUACAGCGGUCCCGCUGUCAAAGUUAGGUAAUGGUGCGGAGUUAAACUACCAUUUCAUGGAAAAGUUGAGUAACGAUGACAUCGAAUCCUUCAAUGUGAAAAGUUAUAUUCAGGAUAUCGAUAGUAACAACAAGACCAAUUGGGCCUUCCAAAUAUCAGAUAUACCUGCUGCAGGAAACAACAGAAAACUUUCGAGUCAGACUAUCCAUGAAUCAGUGAUACAGAGCAGUAGUGGAUCAGUAUCUUCAUUUAUCGAUGAAUUGGGAUACGUAAAUGACUUCCAGUAUAUCAACGUCGGCGUCAAGUUCCAGUUCCUAAGUGGCGUGGUAAUGGAAAUCUAUAAAGUAUGGCAAGUUGUACAGAAGGAUCAAGAGGUAUCAAUGAAAUUAAUCACAAAAGAUGGGUUUAUGAUCAAGGCAAUGUAUAAUGUGAAUAAAAGCACAGAUAUCGAGUCCCUUAAUAAUGGUAGCCAACUUCUUUUGAAAUUAAAGACCGAUUUACGAGAUUAUAUCGAGUUGGAUAUUCCUGAUAGGAAAUGCAUGGAUACCAGGUUAAACCACUUGGAUUAA